AUGGAGCUGUGGAGGCAGCUGAGGCAGGCUGGACUGCUGCCCCCAGGGCUGGGCUCACCCCCCAGGGCCUUGAGGGAUGUCCCCCCAUCAGGGAGAGCUGGCCAGACCCUCAUGUUUCCAGAGGCACACACUGAAGGCACUAGGGAGAGUCUGCUGUGGAUCUGGGAGGAGCUGGGGAACCUCCGCAGAGUGGAUGUCCAGCUGCUGGGCCAGCUAUGUAGCCUGGGACUGGAGAUGGGGGUGCUUCAGGAGGAGCUGGCUGCCUUCCUGGAAGAGGAAGAUGAGGAGACCCUCAAGGAAGAGGAGGAGGAUGAAGAGCCUGAGGGGAAGCAAGAGGAAGGAUGUCUGGGGGUCCCCUGUCCAGUCCCAGGCUACCGCCUUCCUGAUUUUGAGAUGACUAUCUGAGGCCAGCGUGUUUCCCAUCGGCAUAUGGAAUUUUAUGCAAAUUUAUGCAGAAGAGGGGUGAUUCACUGGUCAGAUCAACCUGCAAAUGUUGAUUUGGAGUCAACACAUGCUCCUGAGCAAGUGCUUUCCCUGAAGAUGUGCAGUGAGAUUCAGGGAUUGGGCUGUGAGCUGUGGGCAUGUUGAGGAUGAGGCGGGAAGCUUGCAGGGUGACUGUAGGUGUAUUUGCAGGUGAGCUGCAGGAGUGUUGCAGGGGCGAUGAGGGUCUUUGCAAGUUGAAAGGAAAUGCUUGCAGGUGAGGUUUUAGAUCAAGGCUGUCCACUGGCCUCACGAGGCUAUUGAGCAUUUAAAAUCUGCUGGCCCUAACUGAGGGGCAUGCCAAGUGGAACACAUGCUAGAUGAUGACCUUUCAAAGACUUAAUAUAAGAAUAUGAAACAUUUCAAUGAUCUUAAAAAUUAAUUACAUAUUGAAAUAAUAUUUGGAGUAUAUUGUGAUAAAAUAUUACUAAACUAAUUUCACUUGUUUAAGAUUUCUUAAUGGUAAAAUAUACAUUAAAAUGAACCAUUUUAACUAUUUUCAAGUGUACAGAUCAGUAGUGUUAAGUACAUUCCCAUUGCUGGGCAACCCUCACCACCAUCCGUCGCUAGAGCUCUUUCACUCUUGCAGGACGGAAGCUGUACCCAUCGAACAGCUCUCUACGCUCCUCUCCCACCAGCUCCAGGCAACCUCCAUCCCACUUUGUGUCUCUGUGAAUUUGACUACGGUAGGAGCCUCAUGUAAGUGGGAUUGUUGGUGUAAGUAGUUAGCUAGUUAUUAAUAAAGAGGAAGAACAAAGGGAAUCGGACAUUGAGCUUAAUAAACUAGGGAGAUGAAUCAAAGCUUAAUAACCUGGGGAGUUGAAUCCAAUAUUUGCCCUGCUUCUACUAGGAAGCUAUGGCUUCCACAGACCUGUUUACAUACUUGGAGCGGUUGUUGCCCAGAGUGAAGCAGGCAGGAAAGCCUCCCAGGGGGUGCUGCCCCUAGUACCCUUAUCAGAGGGAGGUGGAGGGCAAAUUCCUCUGCUGGGCACGUGGGUAGUAAAAAUGAGGUGACAUAACAGAACUUUUAAGCAUUUGCCAUAGAAGCCAAAAUGGCAACACGAAGGGGAGGAAUCUAGCCUGGGAAAAUCUGGGAAAAGAAUUGGAUUUGAUAAGGGAUGUAGAAGCUGGUUAAGGGGAGGGCCCAACUCAGGCUCGGGGAGAAUUAGGAAUUUGGUUGGUUGGUUUGAAUUGCACCUUGCUUGUCACUGAAAGCCAGGAAAAUGUAUGCAGGAUUAUAAAAUCCUGGGACAGCUGCUGCUUGAGCCUGUGCUCUGUCUACAUUCCUGAUGGCCUAUCAGUUCCCUUACCACAAUAAAAUCAUUCAGGUUAAA
Phyllostomus hastatus (greater spear-nosed bat) is the source of this 1814-nucleotide messenger RNA. RefSeq names its product glutamate rich 4 (gene ERICH4). Lineage: Eukaryota; Metazoa; Chordata; Mammalia; Chiroptera; Phyllostomidae. The record is from RefSeq and is a predicted model, not a curated record. Bases 1 to 405 code for a protein of 134 amino acids. The transcript has 2 exons.